CGUCGGCUUGCCUUCGGAUUCUUCUCCAGUCUCACCGUCUGCGUCGCUACCGUUGUGACUGCGGGGGGAUGUUGAGUAUCGUGAUUAUUAGGAAAGCUAGGAUAGCGUAGGAUAUUAUUCUACCUUGCCUUGUACUCCAAGAUGAUCAUGUACUCCUAUAUAUAUGCCCAUGAGGCUCAAGCAAUACAUCGAAUUAUUUCACCAAUCCCUCUCUCCCUUCCAACAAGCACGAUCAUCAUCUUUCAGAGUAAUGUCCAAAAAGGCAAAGAAAGUUCAGAGUUCUCAGCCUUUCGGUCAGUACAUGCUAUAAAAUUCACCUUCUGUCAUACUGAAUUUCUUCAAGGAAUAAAAAGGAACUAUUACUGACCUAUUGGAUAGCAUAUUUUUUGUUUAUCAAUAUAGCUGAGUAUAUCCUACAAAAGCUAUUAAAUUGUGCUUUCUUAACAUCUAGGGCCCGGGGGAGGAUUGGAAUUGAAAGAUGGUGUUGAUGCAUCUGGAAGGCCAGCCAAGGGGAAGGGCGUCUACCAGUUUGCCAGCAACCCAAUAUAUAACCCAGAAGAAUGGUCUCCAAGUGGUGACUACUAUGCGGGAGGAAAGACAGGGUUGUUGCUCUGGGUGGUUACUCUUGCUGGAAUUCUGCUGGGUGGUGCUCUGCUUGUUUACAAUACUAGUGAUUUGGCUUCUUGAAGCCUGGUAUAGCAAACCAGAUUAUGUACCAUGCAAGGAUUUACAUCAUCUAGGUAGAUAUUCGGACUAUAUGUUGUGCAAUUGUGUACCAUGCAAGGAUUAUGGACCAUGCAAGGAUCUCCUUAUACUAUACUCCCUCCGUAAACUAAUAUAAGAGCAUUUAGAAUACUAAAGUAGUGAUCUAAACGCUUUUAUAUUAGUUUACAGAGGGAGUACUUAAUUACCAAAAGCGAUAAGUUUCCAAUAUGCAAAUAAUGGUCUUAUAUGUUGUGCAAUUGAUGUAAUCAAGACUAAAUAAUCAGCAAAA
Molecule: messenger RNA, 994 nt
Organism: Triticum aestivum (bread wheat)
Lineage: Eukaryota; Viridiplantae; Streptophyta; Magnoliopsida; Poales; Poaceae
Exons: 4
Coding region: 479-841 (120 amino acids)
Source: RefSeq, a predicted model, not a curated record